Messenger RNA from Oncorhynchus keta (chum salmon), 3254 nucleotides. RefSeq names its product septin-8-A-like. The coding region runs from base 394 to 1719 and encodes 441 amino acids. The transcript has 11 exons. Gene Ontology annotation, cellular component: septin ring; septin complex; microtubule cytoskeleton. Gene Ontology annotation, biological process: cytoskeleton-dependent cytokinesis. Gene Ontology annotation, molecular function: GTPase activity; GTP binding; molecular adaptor activity. The record is from RefSeq and is a predicted model, not a curated record. NCBI's taxonomy places the organism in Eukaryota, Metazoa, Chordata, Actinopteri, Salmoniformes, Salmonidae.
CUUGGUUUUCUUUAGCAGAAUAGUUUUUGUUAUUGUUCCAGUUCAUAAAACACCUGUUAUUAGCCUUGUUGUAACAAAGUCAUAAUGCAUGCUUGAUGUAUAACGGGUGGAGCAUAUUUUUUUCUGGGCAUUGACUAUUGGCAUUAUUGUUCUCCAACUUCUGUAUUUACAGUUUAUCAUCCGGACCAGACCAACACCGCGCAGAGGGUCUGUCUGUGUUUCUCCGUUCUUAAACCUGUUCUCAUGGAAACUAAAGCGGGUCAUUUGUCUCCCCUCUACAGUACCAAAUCAGAGCAUUAGAGGCUCCAUUAUGUACAGAGCAACAGUCUUACUGCAUGUCCCGAUGAAGACAGCUCCUCAUCAAUUCUACUCCCCACGCUUCUCUUCUUCACGAUGGCCGGCACGGACAUAGACAUCUUCGCUAAUGAAGAGAAGCGUAGCCUGGAGCUGGGCGGCCAUGUCGGGUUUGACAGUCUUCCAGACCAGUUGGUCAGUAAAUCAGUCACACAGGGAUUCUGCUUCAACAUCCUGUGUGUCGGUGAGACAGGGAUAGGGAAGUCGACGUUGAUGAACACGCUGUUCAACACACUGUUUGAGGCCGAAGAGGCCAGCCACUACCAGAACGGUGUGUACCUGCGGCCCAGGACCUACGACCUGAAGGAGAGCAACGUUCAGCUCAAACUGACUGUAGUCGACACCGUGGGGUUCGGAGACCAGAUCAACAAGGAGGAGAGCUUCAAACCCAUAGUGGACUACAUCGACACCCAGUUUGAGACUUACCUGCAGGAGGAGAUGAAGAUCAAACGUUCCCUGUUCGACUACCACGACACCAGGAUCCAUAUCUGUCUCUACUUCAUCUCCCCAACCGGACACUCUCUCAAAUCACUGGAUCUGGUCACCAUGAAGAAACUGGACAGCAAGGUAAACAUCAUCCCCAUCAUUGCCAAGGCAGACACCAUAUCUAAAAGCGAGCUGCACAAGUUCAAGAUCAAGAUCAUGUCAGAGUUGGUGAGCAACGGUGUUCAGAUCCACCAGUUCCCCACUGAGGACGAGGCUGUCACCGAGAUCAACUCCUCCAUGAAUGCCCAUCUGCCCUUUGCUGUGGUGGGGAGUGUUGAGGAGGUUAAAGUGGGUAAUAAGAUGGUGAAAGCCAGACUGUACCCCUGGGGAACUGUACAGGUGGAGAACGAGAGCCACUGUGACUUUGUGAAGCUGAGAGAGAUGUUGCUGAGAGUGAACAUGGAAGACCUGAGAGAGCAGACUCACGCCAGACACUACGAGCUCUACAGACGCUGCAAACUGGAGGAGUUGGGCUUCACAGAUACAGACCCCGACAACAAACCCUUUAGUCUGCAGGAGACGUAUGAGGCCAAGAGGAAAGAGUUCCUGGGGGACCUGCAGCAUAAGGAGGAUGAGAUGAGACAGAUGUUUGUCAACAAGGUGAAGGAGACCGAGGCAGAGCUGAAAGAAAAGGAGAGGGAGCUCCAUGAGAGGUUUGAGCAGCUGAAGAGGAUGCACCAGGAGGAGAAGAGGAAUCUGGAGGAGAAGAGGAGCGAUCUGGAGGAAGAGAUGAACGCAUUCAACAGGAGGAAGGUGGCAGCUGAGACGCUGAUGGGUCAGUCUCUACAGGGAUCCUCACAACCGUUCAGAAAGGACAAGAAGAACUUCUUUAGUCUUCCGUCUGCGUGCUCCCUAACAGCAGGAAGGAAUUUAAAUUAGAAGACUGACUUUCUACCACGCCAAAAGGAUGGCUGUUUUAUUCUUCCCCUAUUGACAAUUAACAAUCUAUUGAGCUUACUAUUUUUUACAGUGUGAUUCAAAGGUACAUUUUUGUAAAAAUAUUGUGCAUCCUAAAUGGCACCCUAUUCCCUAUAAUGUGCCCUACUUUUGACCAGGGUGGCACCCUAUUCCCUAUAAUGUGCACUACUUUUGACCAGGGCGGCACCCUAUUCCCUAUAAUGUGCACUACUUUUGACCUAAGCCUCUGGUCAAAAAUAGUGCAUUACAAAAGGAAUAGAGUGUCAUUUGGGAUGCAUUCCUUGCUGUGCUGUGCUCUCCUUCCUGAACUCUUCAAGUGAUGUUCUUACCUAAUACCUAGUCUUGGAGUCUUCCAUACAGCUCAGCAUAUUAGUACACACGUUCUCUAAUAGUCAGAGAGUAUAUAGGCUAUAUAUAGGGCUAUAAAGUAGUGCAUUAUAUAGGGUGAUAUUGGGGAUGCAACUUUGGUUGAAUAAAAGCUGAUGCUCUAUAGCAUGCUUCUCUGCAUGACAUUUUACACAUUACUGUCUUCAAUAAGCAUAAGAUAACUAGCUGAGGUGCCAGUCUGUUUCUGUUCUAGAAAGCAGUUGGUAAGAGAGCAGUAACCGACUGGCAUUCAGGCUGCAAGACAACAAUUUUCAGAUUAAAAUCCACCAGAGUUUAUUAAGUAGUUCAUUAGGUUAAUAAAUGUGUUUUCCAUGCUGUUGUCAGGGUUUAUUUACCCUGACUGUUCUAUGUAUUGACUAGUGACUCGUCUUAUUCCACUGAAAAGCUGUACGUCUGUUAUUAAGGACACUGCAACCUGCAAGAGGUUGUUACGGUUGUCUAUUUAUAAGAAAUAAGAACUUUAUUUAACAAACUGUGACUCUGUGGAAUAUGAUCUAUGGAUUAGUCUACCUACUUAAAUAGUAGUGAUCUUUGUGCUCUGGCGGUUGGGAUUGUAUCAUUUGAUGGCUAUAGAUCAACCACCAAGGUGUAUUUGUCUGAAAUUAAGAACAAUAUUCCAGAAGAACAAAAUGAGCUUCUUUCAAUUGUUAUUUGAAAUUUACACUAAAACUACAAAAUAUAAAUGUUAUCCUAAAGUGUCCAAGAUUAUAGUUAAACAAUCUUCAAAAUAAGUUGUCUUAUAGAAGUGAUUGAUUAUACCCUAUCUCGUAUAGAUUUGUAUUUGCUCGCUAUUAAUAAAGCUACUUUGAACAAUGUUUUCACCUCCUCUUUCAUUCAAUGUCCAUGAAUACAUUCUGACAGCUCUUAGGUUUGGUGUGUACCUCUUCUCAUGUCGACACAGGCUAAUAGGGUGUCACAGCACCACCGCACUCUCUCCGCCUUGAGCCCCUGGCUUUCUAGACUGUUCUGGAGUCCAGAGCAAUGAUGGAGUGGUCCAGGCACAGAGUUACUGGUUUCCAGAGCCCCUGGCUUUCUAGACUGUUCUGGAGUCCAGAGCAGUGAUGGAGUGGUCCGGGCACAGAGUUACUGGUUUCCAGUUACCAAAUAGU